Aplosporella prunicola CBS 121167 is the source of this 2241-nucleotide messenger RNA. RefSeq lists its product as uncharacterized. NCBI's taxonomy places the organism in Eukaryota, Fungi, Ascomycota, Dothideomycetes, Botryosphaeriales, Aplosporellaceae. The coding region runs from base 1 to 2241 and encodes 746 amino acids. The record is from RefSeq and is a predicted model, not a curated record. Gene Ontology annotation, biological process: transmembrane transport. The transcript has a single exon. Gene Ontology annotation, molecular function: transmembrane transporter activity.
AUGGAGGACCUGAUCUCGGGCGACGAGGACGACGACGACGUCAUCUCCAAGCCGUUGGGCGAGGGCACCCUCACAGAGGCCAGGCGCCUCGUGAGCAACCACACCAAGCGUGAGCAGGGGCAGCGCGUGGCGCUGCACACGGAGCCGACGCCGCUGAUCUCGCGCCCCACCACGCCCACCAUGGACCAGCGCCUCGACGACUACGUGCCGCAGCCGGCCAAGUACCGCGGCGGCAUCUUCGGCGCCCUGCUGAACCUGUACAGCACGCAGGGUGGCAUGGCGGGCGCCAUGGGCGGCGGCAGCAACGGCUAUGCCGGCCACCACCGCCUCGGCAGCAACGCCACCACCAUGUCGGCCAACACCAGCGGCACGCCCACGCCCGGCGGCGUCACGCCCGCCAUGACGCCGCAGCCGUCGCCGCCGCAGUCGGGCACCACGACGCCCGUGGGCCGGAAGCAGCGCCCCUGGUACGCGGGCGGCCACAGCACGAACCCGUCCAACUCGUCGCUGGCGCAGCUGGUGGGCUCCUCGUCGGUGCUGGCAUCGGCCGCCACGCCGGGCGAGAUGAACGACUCGAUGGCGGAGAAGCUGAAGCGCACGCCGCGGCCCGGCAUGGGCAAGCGCACGCGCAGCGGCGGCUCCAUCAAGGGCGCCAUGCACCGCCUGGGGCGCCCCCGCCUCGAGGACGAAAUCCGCAUCACGGUGCACAUCUCCGAGGUCAUGGCGCGCCAGCGCUACCUGCUCAAGCUGUGCCGCGCCAUGAUGCAGUACGGCGCGCCGACGCACCGGCUGGAGGAGUGCAUGAAGAUGAGCGCGCGCGUGCUCGAGAUCGAGAGCCAGUUCCUCUACAUCCCGGGGUGCAUGAUCAUCUCGUUUGACGACUCGACGACGCACACGACCGAGGUCAAGCUCGUCCGCUCCCAGCAGGGCGUCGAUCUCGGCAAGCUGCGCGACACGCACGCCUGCUACAAGGACGUUGUGCACGACCGCAUGGGCGUGGAAGAGGCGACGCAGCGGCUCGAAGAAAUCAUCAAGCGCCCCGCCAAGUACAAGGCGUGGUACCUGGUGGGCGUGUACGGGCUGGCGUCGGCAUGCGUGGGCCCGUUCGCCUUCCAAGCGCGGCUGAUAGACCUGCCCGUCGCGUUCCUGCUAGGCUGUCUGGUGGGCUACCUCCAGCUGAUCGCGGCACCGAGCUCGCACCUCUUCAACAACGUCUUCGAGAUCGCCGCGGCGGUCUUGACGUCCUUUUUCGCGCGCGCGUUCGGCUCCAUCCGCGGCGGCGAGCUGUUCUGCUUCGCCGCCCUCGCACAGAGCAGCAUCGCGCUGAUCCUGCCAGGCUACACGGUGCUCUGCGCCAGCUCGGAGCUGCAAUCCAAGCACAUUGUGGCGGGCUCGGUGCGCAUGGUCUACGCCAUCAUCUACUCGCUGUUCCUGGGCUUCGGCAUGACCAUCGGCAUCGUACUCUGGGGGCUCUUCGACAAAGACGCCACAUCCACAACCACCUGCUCGAACCAGAUGCCCGUGAACUGGACCUUCUGGUUCGUGCCCGCCUUCACCCUCUGCCUCUGCGUCAUCAACCAGGCCAAAUGGAAACAAGUCCCCGUGAUGGUCGUCAUCUCCUUCGUCGGCUAUAUCGUCAACCACUUCUCGUCGCUGCACUUCACGGGGAACACGCAAAUCAGCAGCACGCUGGGCGCGCUCGCCAUCGGCGCCAUGGCGAACCUGUACUCGCGGCUCGGGGGGAAAAUCGACAAUCUCGUCCUCGACAUCUACGAGACGUACAUGCGCCCGCGCAUCCGCUCCAUGCGGCGCCAAGCGCGCGGUCAACGCGCCUCUCUCGCCGCCGCCGCCAUCAACUCCGUCAAGCGCCCCGAAGACGCCAUUCCCGCGCCGCCGCCGCCAGCCCCCACCCCAGAGCCGUACAUGCCGCGCACGCGCAAGGUCGGCUACGGCCUCGCGGCCGCGGCCAUGCUGCCCGCCAUCUUCGUGCAGGUGCCGUCGGGCCUCGCCGUCAGCGGCAGCUUGGUCAGCGGCGUCACGUCGGCGAACCAGAUCACGCAUAACGCGACGGGCACGACGACGGCCACGAGCGGCAUGGACACGGCGAACGUCAACUCCGCCGCGCUCAGCGUGGGCUACUCGGUCAUCCAGGUCGCGAUUGGCAUCACCGUCGGCCUCUUCCUCAGCGCGCUGGUCAUCUACCCCUUCGGCAAGAAGCGCAGCGGCUUGUUCAGCUUCUAG